Messenger RNA from Cryptotermes secundus, 799 nucleotides. RefSeq lists its product as uncharacterized. Bases 49 to 606 code for a protein of 185 amino acids. Lineage: Eukaryota; Metazoa; Arthropoda; Insecta; Blattodea; Kalotermitidae. The transcript is spliced from 4 exons. The record is from RefSeq and is a predicted model, not a curated record.
ACUUAUACGUGCAGAUUAAGUCGUGACUGGAAUAUCUAUCUUUUUGCGAUGGCGACAUCCUCCAACAUCCGUCCCUCAACAAUUCUGAAGUCAGUCUUCAUCGCAUUUUGCGCAUUUUGUGUGCUGUUCACCUCAACAGAAGCCUGCGACGGUUACAAAAUAAAAGUAAAUAAGCUACAACCUUGCGAUAAUUCUGGGAUAAUCAAACUUAUAAAUCCCAAAAUCGUGCUGUCGCAAGAUUGCUUUGUUUCUGCAGUUGGAUGUAUGGAGAAUACUAAAGAAUUUUCAAGUUGCAAGUUGGCAUAUGACGUCAAGAAGAGAGGUAUGAUGAUCCCAAUUAAAGGCGAAAGAGAUGUGUGUGAAGAACUAGCCAAUGCAUCAAAAAACAAAACUGUGGCAGAAAAUCUGGCCAAGAACAAUAUCCCCACGUCAUGCCCAUUUAAGAAGAGUAAAAUCUGCGCUCCUGAGGACCAGAAGCUUGAUGUAAGCAGUUACAAGAACAAAUUUCGUCUUGCUGCUGGCCAAUAUACAGGAAAAAUUACACUUGAUUGUAAUUCGGGCAAAAGUUGCUUUGAUUUCGAUUUGGAAUUCAAACGUGGCAAAUAGAAUAUUAUUAUGAUCUGAGUUAUUUCACCUUCUUUAUGAUUAAAUGUAAUAAUAUAUUUAAUGUAGGGAAAAUUAAGACGUCUAUAUAAGGUAGUCUUCAUUUGGAGCAGCAGUACAAUUUGAUGUAGCGUUUGUAUUCCGCCUUUAAAACCAAUUACAAAAUUCUUCUCACUUAUUUUAAAGUCGUAUGGAU